Molecule: messenger RNA, 5409 nt
Organism: Paramuricea clavata
Lineage: Eukaryota; Metazoa; Cnidaria; Anthozoa; Malacalcyonacea; Plexauridae
Source: the annotation of a GenBank genome assembly
AUGAAAAGACGUGUGAUUUUUGCUCUGUUAGUUUUGCUUGUGCUUAUUCAACUUGGCCGCUCACAUAUUCAAGAUGAAAAUGGUAAGUUACAGGCGUCGUCUCGAUAAGACCAAAGGUCGAUUUUGUUUUGGUCAUAGUGUUAGCUUUAGUCGCGAUCGCUGUUUAAACAGACCAAGGCGUGGUCAGAGCAGGACGAUUUCGUUUCAGUCAUAGAGUGGACCAUUCUUAUAUAUUCACGCUGUAUAGCAUGGUACACCGUGAUCGUGCUUGCGCAAUUCUUAGAGAUUUAAUCCAAAUCAUCCCGUACUGAUCCACUGCUAUAGUAUAAGCGUCAUAUUUUUAUGAGCUAUGUAGUAUAAGCGUCAUCCUUAACUAUGCUAACAUUAUUUAUAUACUGGAUAGCCUUAUUAGUUCUUUCUAGAGAGCCGGUAAAGUUAAAUUAAAAUCCGGUUUUAAUUACAAAAUGAAACCAAUUUCCAAAAGAUAUAUAUAUAUAUAUAUAUAUAUAUAUAUAUAUAUAUAUAUAUAUAUAUAUAUAUAUAUAUAUGUUAUUAUACGUAAUAUACACUUCAUAUAAGGUAAAAUUCAACCACAAACGCUUUGCAAAACGUUUUAAAAUGUUUUUUUAUAAAACUAAACUGCCUUCAUCUAUAAACUUUGAGUUUGAAAUAAAAUGACUUCAAAUCCUUGCCUGGAAAUAACUUUGCUUUCUUUUUUAUUUAAAAAUUUUAAUACAAAAAAGGAUAAUCAAUAAAGAUACACUAAAAUUAUAUAUGCUGCCUUUCUUCAUUUAAAAUAUACGAUUACCUUUUAAAGCAAUUAUAAAGCAAACCAUAUACAUGCAUCAAUAUUUAAAACAAACUUACCUUCGUUAAUGUCGGCGCUUUUGCUCCCUUCUUUUAGCAAUUCUUUCGCCUUUUUUUCUCAAAAAGCUUUUGAGAUUUACAAAAUCUUGCAAUAAUGAAAUAUAUUUGGAAGAAAUCACAAAAUCAAGAAAUGUUUGCUAUUUCGCUGUCAUCAUGAAGUCGUUAUAGCGCAAAUUUUAAAUUGGACCAAUCAGAGUGUUCGUUAUUCAUGACAGUCCGCUACAUUUUGAGAUCAGUGAGGAUGACCUUUAGAAUUCGCUAAUGCUUUCAUUUCCCCGGGAAUAAUUAUAGCCGGGCUGAAUUAGUACCCUCGCCCCUGGUUAACGCCCGGUACGGCGCCCCGCGCCGUUGGCUGGGGGAUUAUAAAACAAGAUGACGGAUGGCAGGAUAUUUUGGUUUAAAAUACCUCAGAAACACUAAGAUAGUUUGGGGGAAUUUGUAAAUAGGUUUGUAAAUAAUCUUAACAUUCUUUCCAAUUCGGCAAACAUAAGUUUUGUCGCCAUUUUCCUUUAAGCCAUUUUUAUUGCCCAUGAAACGUGAAAUGGCUAUUUUUAAUUAUUUUCCAUGAGUUGUGAUUUUACAUGAAUGAGAUUUAGCAAUUUCCCGAGAAAGCGGAGAAACUUGAUUUUAAACAUAUUGCAGGUAAUAGAACAUCGUUUUAUACACAGCAUGAUACUUUUAGAAACUGUACAAUUUAAUUUCCGUGUUUAAACUACACCGUUUAUUGGGUAAAAGCGAAAGAAAUAGUAUAUAGUAAUAGUCAUGGUUUCCGUGAAACGUGACACAGAAGAUUUUUUACUUCGUAAAUCGUGAGAUCGCCUUUCGAUGCCCAAUUUUUUGUUUUGCAGACACAGGCGAAACCGAAUUAUCCAAAAGAAAUAUCCUUACAGCACGAAAAACGUUCCAAAAAUUGAAAUCAUCUUUUAUCAGGCUGGCUGCAAGAAAUGGUAACAGGAAAAGGUUCAGGACACGGAGAAGGAUUAGAUUUAGCUUGCGAAGAAAAUCACGCCCUACAGGUAAUAAGAAUCAUGGUUUCAAUGAUGUUAAUUACUUACAAUCGCCCAUACUUUUGAAUGAUAACUCAGAAAAGACAUAAUUAAAUAUCUUAACCUGACAACUGACGAUUGUGAAACCGACAUAAUCCCUCGUUAAUUUUUGAACUAUAGGCUCGUCCAAAUUAGAUAUAGUAUUUGUCAUGGAUAAAUCUGGAAGCAUUGGCCCAAGUAACUUCGUCUUGGAAAAAAAAUUUGUUCAAAAUUUGAUUGAAUAUUUCCCAAUAUUUUCCGCCAAGACUCGAGUAGCGAUCGUUACAUAUUCCACUCGCGUGAAACUGGAAUUCAACUUUAUUAAAUAUAUCAAUAAGAAGUGUUUACGAAAGGGAAUUCAGAAGAUUAGGUAAGGAAAGUACAGUUGGGAACAACCAUAUAUAACAGACACUUUGUGACCAUGCAACCUUAUAAUUAUAAUUAAUAUAACUUACAUUAUAAAUUUUUACAAAUUAUACAGUGCUAGUUUCCGGAUUGUAAUUGUUUGUUUUGGGUUUUCUCAAAAAGAUAAUAAUUUAAAAAAGGUUGUCCUUCGAAACUCUAUAGCUAAACCUUAAAUUUUUAACCUUAAAUUUUAAGCGCGGAAAAGGCAAUAGGAACACACAGUGUUUGUCGUAUUUAGUCAGAAAACCAGAAAUACUUCACAUAAUCCUUGUGCAUUUACAGCCGAAAUUCACGAUUGAGAGCGUUCUCAUUGGACUUCGCGCUUAAAGUUUAUUUUAUGGUCUACGGUUUAAAGAGGUCUAAGCUUUAGAGUUUAGAAGGACAUGCAUAUAUAUAAAAUAUUUUAGGGCCAAAUCUUCCUUUAAAGCAGAAAAUGCCACUUCAUAGACUCUAGAUUUCAAAAUUUUUCGCAGGAACAUGGCCCCGGACCCGCCUAAGUUUGUUUAGCAGCUGCUCUAAGUAAAGCAAUCCUCUGUUGCCUAUGGUCCGCUGUCAUGCAAGUGUUUGUUAAUUAGUAUAUGUAUAUUGAUUUUAUAUUUAUAUUUCCUUAUAUAUCUAAUCCUUCAGAUUCAGUUUUACUAUUAGGAUACCCUUUACUCAUCCUGUUAUUUAUUGUCAAGUUUAUUAUUAUUUAAUCUAGUUAAUUUAACUAUUUUCUAUUUUUUAAUUUUCUGUAACUGUUUACGUAUCUUUGUAUAUUAUAUGAAGAUGAAUGAAUAAAAUUUAUUACCUUUCAUUACCUUCGUAUAUACGAAAACAGUAAUUGUUUACUCCACAGAUACACAGGUGGUCUCACGGCCACCGGCUCUGCCCUUCAAUACGUGAAAAACCGUUUGCUAUUCAACCGUGCUGCGGGAGCUAGAAGCGAGGCUACGAAAGUGAUUUACGUGCUAACGGAUGGUAAAUCUAACCUGGGCGUCAAACCUAGCAUUCCUGCCGUCCAGUUAAAACGAAGACGAGUGAUUAUCUAUGCCAUGGGGGUGACAAGCCAUAUUAGAGAAAGUGAGCUGAGACAAAUAGCUAGUUUAAAGGACCAUGUGCUUCAUGUUAGAAAUUAUGCAGUACUGAAUGAAGUAACACGCUUGCUACAGGGAGGUGAGUCGAUAAUUCAAGAGACCGUUUCAAAGGGCCCUCAUAAUUGUACGCUUGUGCGGAAAGAAUCGCCAUUAACAUCAGCUUUUGCUGUUUCGUCUAACGUCCUUAAUUAAAUUCUAAAUAAAAUUUUGAUAAACUUUAUUAUCAUCAUCAUCCACAUUAUCAUCAUCAACAUUAUCAUCAUCAUUAGGCCUAACAUCAUCAUGAUGAUGGAUAAGUUGAUCUAACAAUUCAAAUUUGUGUCAGCAUGUUCUUUUUAACAAAUAAAAAGUGGGUCAUUUUUUUGUUCUUUCCGCAUCCUGAUGUCAUACUGUGUAUCUAUAACUGAACAGUUUAUUGUUUUAUAUAAUAAAAAGAAAAACCCCGAAUCAAACAGGUAAAUAGAUUACGUUUUGUCUACUCAAACAUUUUGGAAAUUUGAAAAAGUCGAAAUUUUACAAAUAUCACGCGUACAUCAUGAUCUAUACAAACAAGGGAAUGCUAUUGACUAUACCUUAAUUGGGACGUCAUUCCGUGCGUGUGUCCUCUAAUACAUAAUGGCUCUGGACCUUUUACAUUUUAUAACACCAAAAAAAUCAUAUUCUAAUAUAUGAUUUUGACCCUGAGCUAAUAAGACCAUGAAAACAAAUAUAACCCAGCUUUUCUGCAUGAUCCUAACCCCUGACGUUAACCUCGGCUUAAAGUACUAAGUACAGUACUGUACUGAUGUAAUUUUUCAGGACAGUCAGGUCGGUAUCCUGGUUAAAAUAUAGCAGUUCCUUUUUUAUGAAUUCGUCCGUGAGAAGGAGGGAAGAUCUACAAAAAGGACCAUACUAUAGCUGUUUUUCUUGCAACUGCAUGUGAUGUGUCGUUAUUGUCUUCAGACUACUAUCAAACUUAUUCCAUAUGAGCUUUCCCUAAAAAUUAAAACCAUGUGAAUAACAGGCGCCUGGUUUUUUGGUGGUCAAUAAACAAGACAGAGUGUCGACUGUUACUGUGCUAAAGCGUAUACCCUGUGCUAAAGCUUAUAUGAGGUUUGGAUGAGUAUCGAUUUGGUUGUCGAUAAUGAAACAAUUAGUGAAGAAAUUUGGAUAAUCUUUUAAGAUUUUUUCAGUGCGGGAAAAAAAUUGAAAAAAAAGAUUUCAGACUAUGGUUGUGCGAUGCUGGAUCGGAUGGACUAUGCAAGACCUGCCUGCAACUAAAACUUAUAAUUUAUCCUUCAGAUUUAUCACGAAAAUGUCGUCAUGGUCAGACAGUUUACGACGAGUGUGGACGACGCUGCAAAUGCCAGGCUGGCAGGCUUGUUCAUUGCUGUAGAAUGCGGAAAGAGUUUACCGAUAUGACCUAUCAAGAACGAGUUCGAUAUAUCAAAACAGUUAAAACCGCCUCAUCCGUCCUGCCUUACAAAAGAAGCCAUGAGGCGUUGUUAACUAUGCAUAAAACUCUCUUCGACACUCCCAUCCACCGCCGCGAUUAUUUCCUUCCCUGGCAUCGCUGGUUUAUAUUACAAUAUGAAAACCUCUUGAAGCAGAUCGAUUGUCGUGUAACUGUGCCAUACUGGGAUUGGAGUCUAGUGGGUGCCAAUCCCUUCGCAAGUAAUUUCUGGAACACAGGCGCCAGCGGUUUUGGUGGAAACGGCAACCCUCCUGGUAGUUGUGUCAAUACAGGCCCGUUUCGAGUCGGGAAGUUCUCACUUGUCGCUUCGGCCGGAGGGGGUUGCCUGACCCGUAACUUUAAUGGCUCAGCUCCCGAUGCUGUGGCAGUUAAAGACUUACUCACAACCACCCCUGCGAAUUUUUAUGAAUUUGAGGAAAUGCUAAGGCGAAAAUUUCACGAUGAUAUUCAUUGCAUCAUACGCGGGACAAUGUGUAGCCCAGAUUCUGCUUCAGCGCCUGAAUUUUUUCUACAUCAUGGUUUUGUUGAUAAAAUUUGGUAUGUAUUUGUGAAAAUAAAAGUAUGGGAUGCUAACGCUUUUUAA